AUGGUUGUUCUGCUGGGGAACAGCUGGUCUGAUAGGAGUUCAGUGGGGAACGUCAUACUGGGAGGGACUGCAUUCAACACUGAGGAUGAGCCAGACCACUGUUUGAGACUCAGUGGACCGCUAGAGGAGAAAAAAAUAGUUCUCAUCAACACUCCAGAUCUGCUGCAUCCCAAUAUCUUUGAACACAAACUGACAGAACAUGUAGAAAACUGUGUGAGACUCUCUUCUCGUGGACCCCAUGUGUUCCUGCUGGUUCUUCAGCCUGAAGACUUCACUGAGGAACAAAAGAAGAAGCUCUGCAGAGUCCUGAAACUCUUCAGUGAUCAAUCAUUUGAUCAUUCUCUGGUUCUGAUAUCACCACCCAGAGAGGAGAGUUCAGCUUUCAUGGACAAAGAUGAACCAGACCAGCCAUUAAAAGACCUGAUCAGAAUGUGUAGAUACAGAUACUUGAAGCUGAGGAACCUUGAACGUUCAGAGCUGUUAACACGUUUGGGUCAAACUGUAAAAGAGAACAAUGGAAAGCAUGCGAGCUGUGAUGUAUAUCAGGAUGCAGCAUCAGGUUUGGCUCGUGAUCAGGAAGUCCUGAAACAAGCGGAAGAAGACAGUGAAUAUGAUCCACCAAAGCCUGCUGAGGGAAAAGCUCCAGGCGAAUGCACCCAGCCCCCUCAGUGUAAGUAA
Molecule: messenger RNA, 678 nt
Organism: Centropristis striata (black sea bass)
Lineage: Eukaryota; Metazoa; Chordata; Actinopteri; Perciformes; Serranidae
Product: GTPase IMAP family member 7-like
Exons: 2
Coding region: 1-678 (225 amino acids)
Molecular function (GO): GTP binding
Source: RefSeq, a predicted model, not a curated record